Punica granatum (pomegranate) is the source of this 1942-nucleotide messenger RNA. The record is from RefSeq and is a predicted model, not a curated record. NCBI's taxonomy places the organism in Eukaryota, Viridiplantae, Streptophyta, Magnoliopsida, Myrtales, Lythraceae.
CUUUUACAUAUCCCCCUCCCUCUUUAUUCUGCCUCCCUCCUCUCAUCUCUGUUUUGAUCGACACCGUCUCUCCAUCUGAAUUCUAGGGUUUCCAUUUCCCUGUUUUAAUGGGUCCCUAGCAGUGUACUCCAUCUGCGCAGGAUUGAAUUCCCCCUGCAAGCCCAUCCUCAGGAGCUUUCCCAAUGUCUUCAAUGGAGGUUCUGAAGAUGGAGGAGACUCAGGAUAACAAGAAAAUUGAUAACCACUUGAGUUCAGCAGCUGCUUUUGUGGAAGGAGGGAUACAAGAAGCAUGUGAUGAUGCUUGUAGCAUUUGUCUGGAGGACUUUUGCGAAAGUGAUCCUUCAACAGUGACUACUUGCAGGCACGAGUUUCAUCUCCAAUGCAUUCUUGAGUGGUGUCAAAGAAGCUCUCAGUGUCCUAUGUGUUGGCAGUCCAUUCAUCUGAAGGACCCUACCAGUCAGGAAUUGCUCGAGGCAGUAGAGCGUGAGAGGAACAUCCGACUCGCUCCACCGAGACAUGCCACAAUAUUCCAUCAUCCCACUCUUGGCGAUUUUGAGUUGCAGCAUUUACCAGUUGGUGCAACUGAUGCCGAUCUCGAAGAGCGUAUCAUCCAGCACUUGGCGGCAGCUGCUGCUAUGGGGCGAGCACACCACCAUUUUGGCAGGAGGGAUGGCCACAGGGGACGGCCUUCGAGUCAUAAUCGUCCUCAUUUCCUGGUCUUGUCCGCUCAUCCCAGCUCUCGUGAGGGUUCUGUGGCACUGUCGGGAGAUGACCCUGAAGAACCUGUAGGUGUUUCUAGUCCGUCAAUGCCCAUUAUAUCAUCCAGCAGGGACGGGUCAUCGAGGCACAUAUCUGUUCAAGCCAAUCAGAUAUCUUCUUCAAUGUCUGGAGCUACCCUUGUGCCCCCUAUGAGCAGACAAGGGAUUGCUUUUGCUGAUAGGGGCUCCGUUGGCCACCAUUCUCCACCAAUACAAGACAGAGCGGGCCCUUCCGACUUUCAAUCUUUUUCAGAAUCUCUAAAAUCUAAAUGGAAUGCAGUCUCUAUGAAGUACAAGGAGUCGAUUUCAAAGAGCACUAGAGGGUGGAGAGAGAAGUUCUUCGCUCGCAAUACUUCGAUGGGAGAUCUCAGUCCUCAAGUCAGGAGAGAAGAGAAUGAGGAAAUUAAUAGCAUUACUUGUGGAAUGGAGCGCCUCGAGGCUCGGGAAAACACCAGAGCUAGCAUUACUCCGGAGUCAUCUGAUGACACUAGCAAUGUUUCUGUUCUUGACACAAUAAAUCAGAGGAAUGCUGAGAAUCAGGGAAACAUUCCGUUGACUGAUGGCAACACAUCAAUAUCCCACGCUGCUGCUGGUUCUCUCUCUAAUUGAGUUGCUGGAAAGGUUUUAGCAAUCACAUCUAUCCUCAGCAUCUCAUAUCUGGAGGUUGUGCAAACAGAAAUAGCUGGUGACAAUAGAUAUCUAUUAUAUCUGUGAUUCAUGUAUGCUUCAGACUACACGUUUGGCGAGCUAGAACUAAAUCCUCCAUUCCAUCGUACCCGGCAAGCUAUUAUGAUUUUGUUACUCAAUUAUCACUUCCUCAAAAUAUCUGAUCUAGUCUGGGUUUACAGGACAACUUUAUGCAUCUGUUCAGAUAUGACAUCCUGGGGAAGUAGAUGCUUUGCGUUUGCAAGGUGCUCGGGUGCUCAUCAAAGUAAAUGGGGGAUGCAAUGGUUUGACCUGUGUUGUCGAUACUUUGAGAGGGGCAGGAGGGUCUCGAACUGGACAUACAUUUUCAGUUGUGGAUCUAUAUGUUCUUUGUAAAUUUGUUAAUAUUAUGUUAAAUCGGAUGUUCCUGACAGGAUCCGUAUCUACUGUUCUGGAAAGAUACAUGGCGGUUCAGAUAUUUGAUGAUAAUUUGACCGGGUGAAAUAAUUUUAAACCAAAUGAUAACUGUUAUCGGAAAA